UGGCGCUUGGCCCUUUCGGUGGUGACGCCACUGCAUCCUGUCUUUCUGAUACUCUUACAUCUGGAGAUCUUCAGAUUUCUCUUUUAAGUUCUUCCACCUAGACACGUAAGCCUGCAUCUCCCUCUUUUUUUUCUCUCUUCCCUCAACUCAGCAACAUGAAUACGGAUCCAGCUCAGCCCCAAUGCCCGCCUUGCCCCGAAGCGCCCGAUUCUAGGGACUCUUCUCCAGUGCCUGAGAUUGAUGGGCCUGAAGAAAAUUAUGCACCCUUGCAAAUGUCAUCUGCUGAGACCCCCCACACGGAGACCGUCUCUCCUCUUCCUUCCUGCAUGGAUCUACUUGUUCAGGACAGCCCCGAUUCUUCCACCAGCCCCAGAGUAAAAGUGCUGCCCACUUCUGCAGAGGAGAUCACCGCGAAGAAGGACGAUCCAGCUCAGGGCAAGAAACAGAAGAUCAGAACCGUCUUCUCUCAGACCCAGCUAUAUGUACUCAAUGAUAGAUUUCAGAGACAGAAAUACCUCAGUCUCCAGCAGAUGCAAGAACUUUCCAACAUUCUGAACCUUAGCUAUAAGCAGGUUAAGACCUGGUUCCAGAACCAGAGAAUGAAAUGUAAGAGGUGGCAAAAAAACAACUGGCCAAAGAAUAACAACACUGUGACUCAGGGAUACCUGAUGAACACUUCGGGAAACCUUCCAAUAUGGGGCAACCAGACCUGGAACAGCCAGUCGUGGAGCAACCAGACCUGGAACAGUCAGUCGUGGAGCAACCAGACCUGGAACAGUCAGACCUGGUGCCCCCAAGCCUGGAAUGGCCAGGCCUGGAACAGUCAGCUGCACGACUGUGGAGAGGAAUCCCUGCAGCCCCAGAUACAGUUACAGCAAAAUUCUGUCAGCGAUUUGCAGUCCAUCUUAGAAACGACUGGGGAAAGCCACAGUGUAAUACAGCAAACGGCUAAGUAUUUUAGUGCCCAGCAAAUAAUGGAUUUAUUCCCAAACUACCCUGAACAUACAGCCUGA
Messenger RNA from Neofelis nebulosa (Clouded leopard), 1013 nucleotides. Its product is annotated as homeobox protein NANOG-like. Lineage: Eukaryota; Metazoa; Chordata; Mammalia; Carnivora; Felidae. The record is from RefSeq and is a predicted model, not a curated record. Gene Ontology annotation, molecular function: RNA polymerase II cis-regulatory region sequence-specific DNA binding; DNA-binding transcription factor activity, RNA polymerase II-specific. Gene Ontology annotation, biological process: regulation of transcription by RNA polymerase II. Bases 156 to 1013 code for a protein of 285 amino acids. The transcript has a single exon.